Paralichthys olivaceus (Japanese flounder) is the source of this 1798-nucleotide messenger RNA. The record is from RefSeq and is a predicted model, not a curated record. NCBI's taxonomy places the organism in Eukaryota, Metazoa, Chordata, Actinopteri, Pleuronectiformes, Paralichthyidae.
CAGACGCACAAUGACGAAGAGAUACUGGGGGUCUUUGAUUCAUAGAAGAAACGGGGAUAAAAGGAACAACUUGUGCUUGAAUGAGAUGGUGCAGAAAGUAGACUCAUCUGUAAGGCAACGGUGGCACCUUGACGUUGGCUGCCAACCGCAGAAUAUGACAAAUUAAAGCAGAAACUAAGUGAGUUUCGUGGAAAACUUGCUGCUACUUCAAUUACUACUCAAAUGCUAUUGUAAGAGUGCAGUGUGAAGAACAGAGAUAAUGAUGAGAUCCAGUUCUUCUAAUGCUGCUGCUGCUACACCAGAGCAUGAGACACCACAUGUUCUGAAUGAAUGUUUUGGUAAGCAAAUACAAAAAAGCCAUCCACAGUCUGUGAGAAAUCCACCCACCUAUUGUAUCAGCACUGCAGGUGUGCUGAGGUACAAUCGUGAGUCUGAUGACAACAGGACCAAAGUUUCAAAGGUUCUUUCAAAACUCCCACCUCUAGCAAAAUAUGCAGUGAAAUGUGAGCACUGUGGAGAAAAGGCCAGCCCUUCCCUCGAUCUAACUUGGCUGCAGAAGCCUAUGACAGCCCAACGCUUUUGUUGUGCUCAGCAUGAGCAGCUGUGUAAGAUGCUGGUGAAGGAGAGAGAUUUGAGUGUGGGGAGAUGUGGCCUGUCAACCAUAAAGGAGGAGGAUGAGUUUCUCGAUGACAUGCUAAUUGGACUUAGAGCACAGUCAGACGUUAGUAUCAACAGGGGGUACUCAAUCCAAGUGGCGACAGAAUCGUUCGCCCCAAGGUCAAACAUCUUCCGCUUCCGGCUCUCUUCCGCUCCAGGAAAAGGAAAUUGGACAGUGUGUUCUAGUACAGAGCCUGAGAGGUGCUUGACAACAGAACAGGAGGAGACUCAGGCUUUGGUCCCUUGUGACCACAAGCCUCUUAAGUUUGGAAUGUGUCAUCAUCAGGAUGGGUCAGAAUUUCUUCUCAAAUAUUAUUCCAGUGGCAAAAAAUUUCUUACCCUGUUCCGUGACGGCUCCUCUCAGAUCUUUUAUCCCUCAGGCCAAUUGGCUCUUCUUGUGGUCACUGAAGAAAAUGGAAGGGUCUGCAUCGUGUACGAUGACAGCAACGCCCCCAAUCAAGUGAUGAGAGCCGUGUUCCAGUCUGAUGGCAGGGCUGCAUGUUACCACAGCAAUGGAAAUAUAUGGCUGUCCUUAAACACAUCGGGGGGUGAGUGUUUAGACAAGACAGGUGCCAGAGUUCGUCGAUGGAGCUGGGACGGUCCCCUGCACCCUGUCUUCUUAUCCCUUAACAAAGCUGUUGGGGUCCGAGUCCUUGGGAGGGAACAAGUGUUUGUUUCCUUCCUGGUUCAAGGCCAACAAGCAAAGUUUCGCGUGGGCACCUGCUCUGCUCAGGGUGAAUCUGACACAGAUGGGUCUGCUUCUGGACUGUCCGUGACGAGGUGUGAGCUCAUAGCAUUGGCAGCCAGGGAAAGGACCCAGCUGGCCAUUCAGAAGUUUCAGCAAUGCCUGAUGACGCAUAUUUAGCCCCAACUGCCCGAGAUCACAUCACAAGCACAAAGGCUUCUUGAAGUUGGCGUUCAUGUGAUGAGUGACAGUGAAAAAGCCUUCCAGCGAUCCAGAAGUGUCUUCAGGGAUGUCUGUAACCCCUUUACCUACCUAGAUGACACAACAAAGCAGCAGAUUUUCUAUUUUUCUUCUCAGGUUUCCUUUUAUUAAACCACUAAAUCUUCAAGAGAUAACUGGUGAGUAGUCAUAAUAUUAUAUAUCCACUUCAAUGCACUGCCUCUUCUAAAAGUACGA